AUGGAAAGAUUCCUGGGUUUUACCCAUAACCACUGUUUCAUCAUGCUGUUCUUCAUCUCCCUGAGCCCGCUGGGCUUUGCUCAGUAUGAACACUGGCCCUACGUCCCCGGUUACCCUGAGCCACCCCCACAAGUGUACCAGCCCCCCCAGAGACCGGCAAACGUUCCCAAGAUCCAGCUGCGGCUUGCAGGGCAGAAGAGAAAACACAACGAAGGCAGAGUGGAGGUGUUUUACAGCGGCGAGUGGGGCACGGUGUGCGACGAUGACUUCUCCAUCCAUGCUGCGCACGUGGUCUGCAGGGAGCUGGGCUACGUGGAGGCAGUGUCUUGGCUACCGAGCUCAAAGUAUGGAAAAGGAGAAGGGAAAAUUUGGAUGGACAAUGUCCACUGUAAUGGCAAGGAGACCACCCUGGCAGCAUGCACUUCAAAUGGCUGGGGAGUAACUGACUGCAAACACACCGAAGACGUGGGAGUGGUCUGCAGUGAAAAGAGAAUCCCUGGCUUCAAGUUUGACAACUCAUUGCUUAACCAAAUAGAGAACAUGAACAUCCAGGUGGAAGAUAUCAGGAUCCGUGCCAUCCUCGCCACCUACCGCAAGCGGGUGCCUGUCACGGAGGGUUACGUGGAGGUGAAAGAUGAGGGGACUUGGAAGCAGAUCUGCGACAAGCACUGGACCAUGAAAAAUUCCCGAGUUGUCUGUGGCAUGUUUGGAUUUCCGAGCGAGAGGAAAUACAACACCAACGUCUACAAGAUGUUUGCCAGCAGGAGGAAGCAGCAUUACUGGCCUUACUCGAUGGACUGCAGCGGUAACGAGGCGCACGUCUCCAGCUGCAAACUGGGCAAUCACCUCAACGUGGACGCGGAGAAGAACGCGACGUGCGAGAACGGGAUGCCUGCGGUAGUCAGCUGCGUCCCCGGACGCGCCUUUGCCCCCAGCAGCCACAGUGGCUUCCGAAAAGCCUUCAGGCAGGAGCAGCCACUGGUGAGGCUUAAAGGGGGAGCCAACACUGGCGAAGGACGCGUCGAAGUGCUGAAAAACGGGGAGUGGGGAACGGUUUGCGAUGACAACUGGAACCUGGUGUCCGCCAGCGUGGUGUGCCGAGAGCUGGGCUUCGGGAGCGCCAAGGAGGCAAUCACAGGCGCCAGGCUCGGGCAAGGCAUGGGUCCAAUUCAUCUAAACGAAAUCGACUGUACGGGCUUCGAAAAAUCGGUCACGGACUGCAAGUUCAACACGGAGUCGCAGGGCUGUAACCAUGAAGAAGACGCUGCUGUGAGGUGCAACGUUCCAGCGAUGGGCUUCCAGAAUCAGCUGCGUCUGAGCGGUGGUCGUAACCCUUACGAGGGCCGGGUGGAGGUCCUGGCAGAGCGCAACGGCACUCUGAAGUGGGGCACGGUCUGCAGCGAGAACUGGAGCACCGUGGAGGCCAUGGUGGUCUGCCGGCAGCUGGGCUGGGGCUUCCCCCCCAGCCAUGCCUUCCAGGAAACCUGGUACUGGCACGGAGACGUCAGCGCUGACAACGUAGUCAUGAGCGGCGUCAAGUGUUCGGGGACAGAGAUGUCCUUGGCCCACUGUCGUCACGAUGGAGCCGAUGUCUCCUGUCCCAGAGGAGGUGGUCGUUUUGGUGCUGGUGUGUCCUGCUCGGAGACUGCCCCUGACCUGGUGCUCAACGCCGAGCUGGUGGAGCAGACAGCCUACCUGGAGGACCGCCCGAUGUUCAUGCUGCAGUGUGCGCUGGAGGAGAACUGCCUGGCCAGCUCGGCCUCGUCGUGCGCUCACCGCUGGGACACGCUGCGCAGCCCUGCUAAUUCAAGGGGUGGCUGCUCUCCCUAAAGAGGACUCUCCCUGUCCGUACCUUGCAGGCACUACCACAGUAUGGAGGUUUUCACCCACUACGAUCUCCUGAACCUCAAUGGAACCAAGGUGGCUGAAGGACACAAAGCCAGCUUCUGUUUGGAAGACACUGAAUGCGAAGCAGACGUGCAAAAACAGUACGAAUGUGCCAAUUUUGGUGAACAAGGGAUCACAGUUGGAUGCUGGGAUGUGUACCGUCACGACAUCGACUGCCAGUGGAUCGAUAUUACUGACGUCCCACCAGGCGAUUACCUCUUCCAGGUUGUCAUCAACCCAAACUACGAAGUCGCUGAAUCCGACUACUCCAAUAACGUGAUGAAAUGCAGGAGCCGGUACGACGGGCAGCGCAUCUGGAUGUACAACUGCCACAUAGGUGGCUCCUUCAGUGAGGAAACGGAACAGAAGUUUGAUCACUUCAGCGGACUCACAAAUAACAAGGUGUCCACCAGAUAG
Messenger RNA from Opisthocomus hoazin, 2304 nucleotides. The record is from RefSeq and is a predicted model, not a curated record. NCBI's taxonomy places the organism in Eukaryota, Metazoa, Chordata, Aves, Opisthocomiformes, Opisthocomidae.